UGCGGGGGGGGGCGGGGGGCGCUCCUCCCUCACCUCCGCUAACGAUCCGCUGGCCGCGGCCGCCCGAACGCCCCUCGGCUCGUCUGAGCUAACUCCCGCUUAAAAGUAAAGGCCACGCCGUGAGGAUCCCGGGCGCACUCGGUCGACCCCCUUUGCCGAGCACCUGCUCUGCGCCAGGCCCUGCGGGGACGCCGGCGGGGCAGGUUCUUUCCUCACUGUGCGCGCAGCGCAGUCUCACGGGAAGAGGAGAGGCCGGUUUUGAAGGCUCCAGCAAGCAAAAGGAGGAUUACGGCUGUGAAGGGAUAAAUGAGAGGUCACUGAUAGCAGGAUCGACAAGAUCUUGCCGUCGGCAGGUCAGGAAAGGCUUUUCUGAACGGAACCUUGCUCCGAGAUCUGAUGCGCUUGUGCAAGGAAGAGCGUGAACCCCGCCAAGCAAAGGGAAGAAGGCAUGGGUUGGAAUCAGAGCCUGAACCCCAACCUGACUACAACCAGCAUCAUGUGGUUACUAACUGCUCUUCAUUCACCUAUUGAUGCCUCCCAGAAAAAAACGCUGCCAACCUUCCCGGAAAGCCCAGCUGCUAUUCCAACAAGAACCACUGGAGGGCCCCAAACACCACUAUGGCUCUCCCCAGCGUCCCAUCACCCACACUAGACAGGUGUCCAGCAAGCCCAUUGACCACAACACCAUCACUUCCUGGGUAUCACCUCAGUUUAAUAUGACAGCAGAAAGCUGCUUCCCGGUGAACCAGAAAUGUCAUCACCGAAACCAGGCAAGACCUUCAAGUCGAAAAUCUACCACCUCCAAGUUCCCACAUCUAACAUUUGAGAGUCCACCCUUGUCUUCUGGUUCAGCCACACAUGGGACCUCCUUAACCAGUGAAUGCCCCGAUCAGUCAGAGAAGCGCAUUUCCGGAAGGCUCUUAGUUCCAAUGCUCAGUCCUCAAAGCUUUAAGGAAGCAUCAGCACACAUGCUUCAAGACUUAUCGUACCCAUUCAUUCCACCUGAUAUCCAGACCCCAGAGUCCUCAUUUGUGAAGGAGGGUCCUGUUCCCCCAGGUCAGAGGGAAGGGAGCCUUCCAAGCUGCUCCUUCCACACUAGUACUCCCAAGAGCCUAGAGCCUGGGCCUGUUCUAGUUAAAGACACUCCUGAGGAGAAGUAUGGGAUCAAGGUCACGUGGAGGAGACGACGCCACUUGUUCACUUACCUCAGGGAGAGAGGGAAGCUGAAUAAAAACCAGUUCCUUGUGAAAAACUCACUGGAUUUCUCGGACACCAGCAGUCUCAAGAAAUUUUCAUAAAGUUGCUAAAGUACUUUUCUGGCUCACAGGAGAGUACAUCAGGAGGAUAAAAUGGAAAUGAUACCAAUUAAUAUCAAUAGAAAAAAAUAUCUUAACUAGGACCUUGGAAUCGUAAGGGAAAUCAGUUCCCAGAUUUGCUUUUUAAAAUGUCUUUUCCUAAGAAGUUUUUAGUGUCAUAAACAGCUUCAUAUUUUUCUUAUAGUAACUGUUCAAAAUUUUAAAGUAUCUUGUAGUAACUAUUUAACAUGUAUGUAAAUAAAUGAUUGCAGAAAGGUUUUA
Canis lupus familiaris (dog) is the source of this 1577-nucleotide messenger RNA. RefSeq names its product RAD9-HUS1-RAD1 interacting nuclear orphan 1 (gene RHNO1). Lineage: Eukaryota; Metazoa; Chordata; Mammalia; Carnivora; Canidae. The record is from RefSeq and is a predicted model, not a curated record. Gene Ontology annotation, cellular component: chromosome; nucleus. Gene Ontology annotation, biological process: cellular response to ionizing radiation; DNA damage checkpoint signaling; recombinational repair. The coding region runs from base 531 to 1298 and encodes 255 amino acids. The transcript has 3 exons.